AUGGCCAAGCUCGAACCUUACGCCGGCGACUACUACCUGUGGGAAUACAUCCCCUCGCUGCCUGCAUCGGUCAUCUUCCUUAUUCUCUUCCUCGGUGCAACGGCCUUCCACAGCUGGAAAGCAUGGUCAACACGAGCCCGCUUCUGCAUCCCCUUCUGCAUCGGAGGUUUAUUCGAAAUCAUAGGCUACGGUGGACGCGCAGGCUGCACCAAUAAAACCGGCGAGCUCAUUCCCUACAUCAUCCAGAGCGUCUUCAUCCUCCUCGGCCCUGUCCUCUUCGCGGCGUCUAUCUACAUGUUCCUUGCGCGCCUUAUGUGCGCCGUCGGUGGUGAAAAGCACUCCCUCAUUCGAGUCCGCUGGCUCACGAAGGUCUUUGUCUCCGGCGAUAUUGUUUCUUUUAUCGUCCAGGGCAGCGGCGCAGGCAUGAUGGCCAUGGACGGGAUGGCGGAUUCCGCAAAGGGCAUUGUGAUUGGUGGUUUGAUGGUCCAGAUUAUCGUGUUUGGACUCUUCAUUAUCACGUCUGUUGUGUUUGAGAUGCGAAUGAAGUCUGCAGGUGGAUCUGAGUAUGGGCAGGGGGCGUGGCAGGAACAUCUGUAUCCGCUUUAUGCGGUCAGUGCGCUGAUCAUGGUGCGUUCGGUCUUCCGUGUGAUUGAGUAUGCGAUGGGACAGAAGGGGUAUCUGCUGAGCCAUGAGUGGACUAUGUAUGUGUUUGAUUCCGUGCUUAUGCUUGGUGUCAUGGCUAUCUGGGGCUGGUGGCAUCCAGGGACGAUCAGGAGAGAGCGCCAUGGGUCUCAGCUGCUCAGUAUGGGGAGUUCCCAGAGUAAGGCUUGA
Molecule: messenger RNA, 831 nt
Organism: Aspergillus puulaauensis
Lineage: Eukaryota; Fungi; Ascomycota; Eurotiomycetes; Eurotiales; Aspergillaceae
Product: RTA1 domain-containing protein
Exons: 2
Coding region: 1-831 (276 amino acids)
Cellular component (GO): membrane
Source: RefSeq, a predicted model, not a curated record